Molecule: messenger RNA, 2046 nt
Organism: Drosophila simulans
Lineage: Eukaryota; Metazoa; Arthropoda; Insecta; Diptera; Drosophilidae
Exons: 1
Coding region: 8-457 (149 amino acids)
Molecular function (GO): protein binding
Source: RefSeq, a predicted model, not a curated record
AAGCAGUAUGUUUUACGCAUUCAUAGCACUUGUUAUGGCCUUGCUCCACCAGUCACUCGCAGUACAGGUACAAACGGAGCACACCAUUGUGGACGAAUGGAGCUGGCAAGAUCAUCACAGCAACGGAGACUUGGGACGCUAUCACUACUACACAGCUUUAGAUUAUGAUCAAAAUUUGGGCGGUGAUAGGAAUUCAAACGGUUAUGAAUAUGAAGAGGAUGAUGGCAGGGAUGAUACUGCCGCCGGCUUGGACCGGGAUGAGGAUUCGUGCGAGCACAGCUGUCCCCGGUACUACCGCCCCGUCUGCGUUCUCCGCAAUGGCCGCAAUGUGACAUUUGCCACUCUGUGCGAGUUCCACAACCAAGUACGUUGUGCCAACGAUCUGAGAAGACAAGGUCACGGCUAUCAGAUGACCAUAUUUAAAUACCAACAUGAUGGUGGCUGCCAAACAAUGUGAUUAAUUUAGAGAGAUUUACUUCAAGUAGCUCGAAGUACCAUUUCAAAACAUAAAGCCCACAAUUCUUCAAUCCCUUCCUCGAUAACGAAGAUUCGAAAAAGCAUGAGAACGCAAAUACAAAUGAAUUUUAAUGGGAUGAUGCUCCUACCAGGUUGGAUCAGUGUGACAGUAAGUCUCUCCUUAUAAAGACAUCAGCUUGUCAGCAGAAAAAUUUUAUUACGUACAUAAAUAAAAUUGUACGGCUCCAAAUAUAAUGUAAACAAAAUAAGAUGUGUCCGGGAUACAAUAACUUUUAACGUAUGUUCGUUUACAUGUUUACUUACAUGGCGUUUACAUACAUGUGUAUGUCAUUAAUGUACAUACAUAUACAGUUAUAAUGUUAUUAUAACUGUAUCCUGAAACUGUACUUGCGCGACUUAAGACCUACAUGUGUGUGUCAUUUAUGUACAUUUACAGUUUUUAUGUAAUCAUAACUAUAUCCUGAAGCCAACACGCAUACCUUCAAAUGAUAUGAGGAUCGUAACCUUUAGCAAUCAAAAUUUUGAACACCAAUUUUUGUGACUUGGUAUAUAUGUACAUAUAUAAGCUCACAUUCACACAAACAUAUGUAUGCAUAUAAAUACAUUUAAAGAAACGAGCAUUUUCAAUCAUUUACCUUUUAGCGAAAGCAGCAUUCCGCGCUGUUGGUACAGCUUAUAAGGCGUCAUACUAAAAGCAAUCAUAGGAAUUAAUUUAAACACCGGAAUCUUUACCAGCCUUUCUUGCCUGCGAUCGCGUACAAAUCCUUGAUAUGCAGAUCAUUUAGGUUGGUUAAAUAGCGCACUUUGCUCCUGUUGUUUUUGCAAGACCGCUGGGAAUAACACUUGGGACACUAUUAAGACGAUGUCUACUAUUAAGUUAACCGCACUAAGUCCGGGAGCUGGAAACUCCGUCAGAUUUGUGAAUUUACAUAUCUUAGCUUUGCGUAAAAACCAAUACGCAUGCCGUUGAAGAGUCAAUCACAAUGGCUGCGCUAAUAACUGUUGAUUGUGACAUAUCGAUAUAUCGAUUGCAUUCCCUGCUUCUUGGCGUCUGGAUGAUAAGACUGUUAAAUUCAAAUUUCGAAUUAUUAAAACGUUUACACAUUCCUAUAAAUUACCGAAUUUCAGAAAAACAAAUAAUAAUAUUGAUUCAAAUACCCCAUAUAGUAAGCGAAACAAUACAAUAACUCAAAAUAAACUGUCAUGAAAUUUAUUGCAAUGUUCAUAUGAAAAAGGGAUUUCUUUAAAAGAAAAUUCUUGUACACAAAUAUUUGUAAUAUUAAAAUAUUUUAUGGACGCUGUCUCAUUAUGUUUGUUGUGAAAAACCAGGGCUAUGAUGACUUUAUUUGGUUGUAAAGACAUUGCAAUAUCUGUUGUUUGUACGAUUAAAGUAUUCUUUCUGCGCAUACCGGUAAAAUUAAACUUUUCAUCUUUAUCUUUAAUAUAUUUUUGUAAAGGAAAAUACAUUAUCUUAUGGUUGGUUACAGAAAAUACAAAGACAGAGUGUAAUGUACAUACAAUCGAGUUGUUUAAAACUUUAGGUUAAACAUAUACAACGCAUACAACAAA